AUGUCUGUAUUUUUGCCUAAUUUGCAUUCAGGUUGGCAUGUCGAUCAAGCCAUAGUCACUGAAAAUGAGAGACUAGUAGUGAUAAGAUUUGGUCAUGCAUGGAAUAGAGAUUGUAUGUUAAUGGAUGAAUUAUUAUAUUCCAUUGCUGAAAAAGUGAAAAAUUUCGUUGCCAUAUAUCUUUGUGAUAUUGAUGAGGUUCCAGAUUUUAAUGAAAUGUAUGAAUUGACUGAUCCAAUGACUUUAAUGUUCUUUUAUCAAAAUAAACAUAUGAUGUGCGAUUUUGGAACGGGGAAUAAUAAUAAGAUGAAUUUUGUCAUUGAUGAUAAACAAGAAAUGAUCGAUAUCUUAGAAACAAUCUAUAGAGGCGCAAGGAAGAAUAAAGGUUUAGUGGUUUCUCCGUAUGAUUAUAGUUAUAAGAGAGUUUCAUAG
Messenger RNA from Naumovozyma dairenensis CBS 421, 429 nucleotides. It is a transcript of the gene DIB1, whose product is annotated as U4/U6-U5 snRNP complex subunit DIB1. Gene Ontology annotation, cellular component: U4/U6 x U5 tri-snRNP complex; spliceosomal complex; U5 snRNP. Bases 1 to 429 code for a protein of 142 amino acids. Gene Ontology annotation, biological process: mRNA splicing, via spliceosome. Lineage: Eukaryota; Fungi; Ascomycota; Saccharomycetes; Saccharomycetales; Saccharomycetaceae. The record is from RefSeq and is a predicted model, not a curated record. The transcript has a single exon.